Messenger RNA from Prosopis cineraria, 1327 nucleotides. Its product is annotated as chorismate mutase 2-like. Gene Ontology annotation, molecular function: chorismate mutase activity. Gene Ontology annotation, cellular component: cytoplasm. Bases 210 to 1067 code for a protein of 285 amino acids. The record is from RefSeq and is a predicted model, not a curated record. Gene Ontology annotation, biological process: chorismate metabolic process; aromatic amino acid biosynthetic process. NCBI's taxonomy places the organism in Eukaryota, Viridiplantae, Streptophyta, Magnoliopsida, Fabales, Fabaceae. The transcript has 5 exons.
UGGCCAGCAUCUUCAUGUAUUAUGUCAUGAAUAGCGUUUAGUACAGUUGACCCUUUCAUUUCUAUAUAAUAUUCAUAUCUCCAUGUUCCAUCAAUUGUCCCCAUUUCCCUUCUUUCCUGUUUUGUAAUCAACUUUCUCGUCGCUCAUUCAACACUGCCUUAGAUUCAUCUUUCAUUUAUUCAUCAUUCCAAACAUUUUGAACUAACCGUAUGAUGUUUCGAUUGGGAAUGCUACCGCUUCUUCUGCUGGUGGUGGUUUCUGCUGAGACGCGCAGAAUGGAAGCAGCAGCAGAAUCAUCGAACUCUGAGUCCGGGAAUGAGUACACGCUGGAUUCAAUAAGGGAGGCUUUGGAGAGACAAGAGGAUACCAUCAUUCUUAAUCUCAUCGAGAGGGCUAAGUUCCCUCUCAAUUCACACACCUACGAUCAACCUUACCUGACCAUUCCCCAUUUCCGUGGCUCGCUUCUCGACUUCCUCGUCAAGAACACCGAGCACAUUCAAGCAAAGGCAGGUAGAUUCAAAAGCCCCGAAGAGAACCCCUUCUUCCCAGAAAAUUUAUCACCGUCACUUGUGCCUGAUUACCCCUUCUCUAAGAUUUUGCACCCUGGAGCCUCUUCAGUCAACAUAAACAAGUCCAUCUGGAAAGUUUAUUUUCAUGAGGUGCUUCCACUGAUUGUUGCUUCCGGUGAUGAUGGUAACUACGCACAAACUGCAGCUAGUGAUCUUUCCUUAUUGCAGGCCAUCUCCAGAAGGAUCCACUACGGAAAAUUCGUAGCAGAGGUUAAAUUCAAGGAAUCCCCUCGGGACUACGAGCCUUUAAUUCGAGCUCAGGACAGAGAAGGAUUGAUGAAACUGUUGACAGUGGAGAGCGUAGAAGAGAUGGUGAGGAAGAGGGUUGAAAAGAAGGCAAUGGUGUUUGGCCAAGAAGUGAGCCUUGAGCGUGACGACGACGGCGACGUGCCGAGUUACAAGGUCAAGCCUACCCUAGUUUCUCGCCUUUACGAGAAAUGGAUUAUCCCUCUUACAAAGGAUGUUGAGGUCGAGUACCUUGUACGCCGUCUUGAUUGAAGCCGUUAUAGAAUCCCGAGUUGUUGAAAAGUAAUGUCCUUGUUCAUAGGAUCAUGCAAAAUCUUGCAUGAUCGUGCACUGUCAACUUCCUUGUGCUUUACCUGCAAAAGUCAGCUCUAUAUAAUUAAUUACAGGGGGGAGGGGAGCGAGAGAAAGUCAGCUUUGUAGCUUUAGACCACGAGAAUAAAAAGUCAUGUAACGCAGAAUUAUUUAUCUGAUUCUUGUUACGGACGGAUAUAAACAUUAGUUAUCCAAAACUA